AUGCCUAAACUCGAGGAUAUAGAAGACAUCGAAGAUGUCGACGAUUUGGAUAUGGAUUUGGCCGAGUUCGACCCUGACUUGAGAACUCCUAUUGCUCCUGCCAAGCCCAAACCAAGUGUGGUGAGAAGUCAAGACCAGGAACCCCAAGGUUUUCAGCCUCCGUUCAACAGCGAGACAUCUGACAUUCGCCAGCAAAUGAGGACCCACGACCAACUUUCAGAGGAAGAACUGGCUGAGCUGAAAAGCAUGCAGCUGAUAUACCCGUGCUAUUUUGACCUGAACCGUUCAGUGAAGGAGGGGAGACGGGUGCCCUUGGACCACUGUGUUGAAAACCCUCUUGCGAAAACUAUUUUGGACGCAUGCCGCCACCUAAACCUAACAGCUGUGCUGGAACCUGAAAAAUCCCACCCACAAGAUUUUGGAAACCCAGGAAGAGUCAGAGUGGGGCUUAAAUUCAAAGGCCAACAAGUCAGUCCUGCCAUUAGAACUAAGAGAGGUCUAUUACUCAAAAUUUCUGAAUACCUGGAAAAUCAUCCUACCACUUUGGACACUGUCAAGGAGCUUCCAGGUCCGCCAGAGCUAAUGCAGGGGUACGAGCCUAUGGAGGUGAGUAAGGUAAAGAAGUUCAAGAUGAACACUAUUGUUCCACUACAUUCUCCGUUGACGAUGAAAAAUCCUCAAACGGCGUCGGCAUACAUCAAGACCCCACAAACAGAGACAUCUACGCCCAAGAUUCCAAAGCCAAAGGUGCAGAGAAUCAGAGCAUAA
Ogataea parapolymorpha DL-1 is the source of this 768-nucleotide messenger RNA. RefSeq names its product Signal recognition particle SEC65 subunit. Lineage: Eukaryota; Fungi; Ascomycota; Pichiomycetes; Pichiales; Pichiaceae. The record is from RefSeq and is a predicted model, not a curated record. Gene Ontology annotation, cellular component: signal recognition particle, endoplasmic reticulum targeting. Bases 1 to 768 code for a protein of 255 amino acids. Gene Ontology annotation, biological process: SRP-dependent cotranslational protein targeting to membrane, signal sequence recognition; SRP-dependent cotranslational protein targeting to membrane. Gene Ontology annotation, molecular function: 7S RNA binding. The transcript has a single exon.